AUGACAUUUUUGAGUGUCCCGCUAAAAUUGUCUACUGAAGUUGACAUUAUAACACCACUAAAAAAGUUCAUAACUGGAAAGUUUGGGGAUGCUGUUGCUACACAAUGUGUUGAAUCCCUAAAAAAGCUCAGUGUGUUUCGCCACGAUGCCUGCUUUGGACAUGGUGAUGAUCUAGGCAGUCGAAUUCAGUCACUUGCGUUAUAUCAUAAUGUAUUAUGGAGUUUAGAAAAGCGACUAAAUACAUCAGAAGAUCUAGGUAUCCAUUGGACCUGGAGUGAUAUAUGGCACAAAAAUUAUUCAAAACACUACUCCUUCAACUUCGAGCAAGUAAAUAUAAUCUUUUGCUAUGCUGCUGCUCAUUCCAAUUUGGCUAAAACAUACGAUUUAAACUGUGAAAAUUCGUUAAUGAAGGCUAUCUCAAGCUACAAGGUAGCAGCUGAGGCAUUCGAUUAUCUUGCAUCACAUACGGAGCAAUCUUCCAAUGAUAUGACUCAAGAGGUACUAUCUGUAUUCAGCGAUGUUAUGAUUGCACAAGCGAAUGAAUGCAACUUUCUUCGACUUCGAAACGAUGAACCUGAAUAUCGACGUAUUGUUAACCACAUUAAUAAAUUAUAUAAAAAGUGUUUGGAUUCAUUUUCCAUAAUAUCCAGUUGUCUUCAAGAUGAAGAUAUCAUUAAAUCUGUACCAGAGGACUGGUAUCGUGUUAUUAAAACUAAACAAAAUUAUUACAGCAUUCUGGCUACCACUUAUUUAGGUGAAGAGAAGCUAAGGCGUAAAAAGGACACCAAGGAAUCUAGCACACUCUUGGUCUCUAAAUUCACACGCAGUCUUUCUUCUCGUCGUUGGUCUGAAACAUUUCAAACUGUUAAUGAGAGUGAAAUAGUUAGUGAAUCACAACCUGCUUCUGUCUUAACAAACGAUAUUAUAACAAAAGAAAUGUUUCAAAUACCCUUACUUCCUUGUGAUUCAGGAGAUAUUUUUGAAAUGUUGGUCCCAUUUCCGGUCCUUGAAGCCCUUAUUAUAGCAAAUGAUACUCGGACUGCAAUCAUCAAUUCAGAAUUUGCUAAAUUGAAAAAUGCUGAUACGGUUCUUGAAAGUGAAAUGAAUCAACACAAUUUUCCACGUUCAUUGGAACUCAGUGUAUUUCAACUGAUUUGUGAACCAUUAUUAAAAGAAUCUGUCAAGGUUCAUCAAUCUGGUGGAGUAGAUAGUUUGAGACGUAAAGUUCACUCACUGAAGCCAUUAGCUGGAGAACGAUUCAAAACUCUUGGAGAGAUAGAAGAAAUGCUACGUAAAGAGGAGAGCAAUGAUAUUGCUUUCAGAACUGGUUAUACCAAUAUUUUGUCUCGUGAACCAUCGGAGAAACUGAAUUCAUGUUUUCGUGAAAAAGUUGACAAAAUACGCUUGUCUGUUCAACUGGUUUCUGAAAAAGAUUAUGAUGUAAUAGCAUUAUUUAAACAACAUGAAAUAAAUUUUCAAACAUUAGAUAUGUCUAAUAAUGAACUAUUAGUAUAUAUUCAAUCAAAUUUUGAACCUAAAGAAAUUGAAAUAAUAGAAGAUAUUGAAAAUUUACGUAAAGAUUUAAUACGUCUAUGGGAUGAACUUAUUAUAAAUAAACAUCAACGUAAUGAUGUUAUAAAAAUGUGGGAUUUAGUUUGUUUACCACCAAAUUUUGUUCAUACUCUAACAAAAUGGUAUCGUAGCCAAGGUGAAAUAAAUCAUAACGAAGUAACAUCUAAGACAUUUCGUGAUAAAGUUGACGCUGCACGAAUAUGUGUCAAUCAAAAUUUGGAUGAACAACGAAAUUUAUUAUCUCAACUACGAAUUAAAUGUGAACCAUAUUUUAAUCAAAUUCUUAAAUAUCGACAGCAUAGUGUAAUAGCGAAUUUACAAGAAGCUUGUAAAUUAUUUUUAAGUAUACGUAAAGAUGUUGAGAAAAGUUUACAUUGGCAUUCAGAAUUUGAAAAAAUUUGCAAUGAAGAACUACAGUUGGUAAAUGAUUUCUGUUUGGCUCGUAGUGACGAAAUUAAUCAAAUUAUAUCAGAAAAUGAACAAUGGGAAUCUGUAACCCAUGAUUCAGUAUCAAAAGAUUGUGAGUUAAUUUCACUGUCUUUAGAAAAAGCUCUUUAA
Molecule: messenger RNA, 2130 nt
Organism: Schistosoma spindalis
Lineage: Eukaryota; Metazoa; Platyhelminthes; Trematoda; Strigeidida; Schistosomatidae
Source: the annotation of a GenBank genome assembly